This is a messenger RNA of Thrips palmi, 5064 nucleotides long. RefSeq names its product RING finger protein nhl-1 (gene tn). The transcript is spliced from 25 exons. Gene Ontology annotation, molecular function: protein binding; ubiquitin protein ligase activity; translation repressor activity. NCBI's taxonomy places the organism in Eukaryota, Metazoa, Arthropoda, Insecta, Thysanoptera, Thripidae. The coding region runs from base 414 to 4550 and encodes 1378 amino acids. The record is from RefSeq and is a predicted model, not a curated record. Gene Ontology annotation, biological process: protein polyubiquitination; negative regulation of translation; proteasome-mediated ubiquitin-dependent protein catabolic process.
CGCCAGGCACCGCCAUAGGCACCGCCGGCCAGGCACGACGUGCUGUGCGUGCGUCGACGCCGCGUCGACGCCGACCCCCGGGGGAGGCAUUACCGUUUAGCGCGGCAGUAACGAAUAGAGUGCGCGGCCAGAGUGCCGCACCGAGGCCUUGCCGCCGAGGCCUUGCCGCCGAGGCCUUGCCGCCGAGGCCUUGCCGCCCUCCAGGCCGCCCAGGCCCCCAGGCCGAGCCAGGGCGCGGCGCGCCGCCACCCUGGGCGGCCCCGACAUGGAUUACCGGCCCUCCGACCACAUCCUGCGGGAUACCUCUGGCUAGGGGCGCAGGGUUCCCUCAGGGGCCUCGGGACACUCGAGGCGGGGGGCUCCCCCCUCCCAACAGUACAUUUCCCAUCGUCAUCUAGGAAAACAAAGGCAAAAUGGAGCAGUUCGAGCAAUUGCUGACGUGCGCCAUCUGCUUGGACCGGUACCGCAACCCCAAGCUGCUGCCAUGCCAGCACUCCUUCUGCAUGGAGCCCUGCAUGGACGGCCUGGUGGACUACGUGCGGCGGCAGGUGAAAUGCCCCGAGUGCCGCGCGGAGCACCGCAUCCCGUACCAGGGCGUGCAGGGCUACCCCACCAACGUGACGCUGCAGCGCUUCCUGGAGCUGCACAUCGAGAUCACGGGCGAGCUGCCCGACCCCACCGCCGGCCAGAUCAUGGAGCGGUGCGGGGUGUGCUCCGAGAAGGCCUACUGCGGCAUGUGCGGCCACUGCGACAAGAAGAUCUGCCAGGACUGCAAGGGCGCGCACAUGGACAUCCUGCGCCGCGAAAUCGCCAGGAUAAAUAACCAGGUCCGGCGCGCGCUGCACCGCCUGCAGGACAUGCUGGCCAUGGUGGACAAGAACCUGAUCCUGCUGCAGCAGAACUGCGGCUCGGUGGCCGAGGAGGUCGACGAGAUCGACCGCCGCCUGGCCAAGGCCCUCAAGGACCGCACCGAGCACCUGCGCCAGGAGCUGGACCGCUACCUCAGCACCGAGGUCCGGAACCUGACGCAGCUCAAGGAGAACCUCGAACUCGAGAUCUCCAACAUCACCUCCAACUGCGACCUGGCCGACAAGCACAUGACCGAGUCGGUCGAGUGGGACGACAACGAGCUCAUGGACGCCAAGGAGAUCUUCCUCAAGACGGUGGAGUUCAUCCGCAACUUCGAGACGGAGACGGGCGACUACCAGCGCCGCGUGCGCUUCACCAUGGCGCACGACCCCAACCAGCUGGUGAACCAUGUGGCGGGCUUCGGCGACCUCAACAUCAACCACCCGCACACGACGGCGCCGGGGCUGACGGGCAGCGCGUCCAUGGGGCUGCUGCAGACCCCCGGGCCCGGCCUGAUGCGCUCCAAGUCCGACCACCGCCUGGCCACGCAGUUCCGGCAGCAGGAGGAGCGCGACGAGGACCCUCGCGGCGGCCGCCUGUCGCCGCUCGCCGGCAGGAAGUUCGGCGAGCGGCCCGCGCCCAAGCCCGCCGCCACCGACAGGUACGAGGGCCGCUACGGCCGCGGCGGCGAGAGCGGCUACGGCGGCGACUACGGCGACUACGACGCGGAGGGUGGCAGCCGGGCGGGCCAGGUGCGCUCCAAGUACCGGUCGCGGUUCCGCCGCGACGCCCAGGACGCCGCCGAGCCCGAGCCGGACACCGGCAGGAACGUGCGCUUCCAGGAGCAGCAGAACCGCGAGCGGGAGCGAGUCCUCGACACCGAGGACGUGUCCAAGGGUCCACUGUCGGGCAUCACCCGCCUGUAUGACGUGCCGCGCGUGAUGAAGCGCCUGCAGGAGUCGGAGCUCAAGGAGAAGAACAAGGGCAAGGAGCCGCCCACGCCGCCGCAGCCCGCGCCGCAGCAGCAGCAGCCAAAGAAGACGGUGACUCAGCGACAGGUCAGCGAGGAAGACGAGAUCGCCAAGAUCAAGCGGCAGAACAAGAGCGGCGCCUCUUCCAGUGACGUGGCCGCGGCCGUGCCCGAGGCCCGCGAGCCCGCCGCGCCGGUCAGGCCCGCCCCGGACCGCGUCGCCUCGCUCAAGAAGGCCGAGGAGGAGCGGCGCCGCGGCAGCAGCCACGAGGGCUCCAGCGACAACGACUCCGACGACGGCUCCAGCGUGUCCUCCAUGCAGGGACAGCGCAAGGGGUCGCUGAGGGCGCGGCUUGGGGGCGCGUCCCCGCCCCUCACCGUGCCGCCCCCCGCCAAGCCCCGCUCGGGGUCCACCGACUCGGCCUCCACGUCGUCCUCCGAGUCCUCCAGCCCCGCCAGCAGCACCGCACGCAACACGGGCGCGGCCUUCUCCACCGAAGAGGUGAAGCAGAAGUACUUGUCGCGGGGCUCGGCGACGCCGUCCACCCCGCCCGCCGCCGCGCCGGCCGCGUCCAGGACGCAGCAGGACACGACGCCGCCGCGCUUCCAGAGCAGGUUUCUGGGAGGCAACCGGCCGCAGCCCGACAAGGCCAAGGACGAGGAGGAGGACGACGACACGGAGAGCAGCUCGGAGGAGGAGACCGACUCCGACGAGGAGGAGGACAAGACCAAGAAGAAGGAGGAAGUGAACCGCAUGGACAUCGGGCCGCUGCUGGCCAGGAGUGCCAACGCCAGGGACUCGGCCACGGCGACGCGGCGCGACAGCAGAGACGACACCGGUACUCGGCAGUCGUCGACGGCGUCCUACCGCUCCCCGUUGUCCUCCCGGGACGACAGCGGCGGCUACCGCUCGCAGCGCGCCAGCAGGGACGAGUCCACGGACGCGCCCUCGUCGGCCGGGUCGCGGUACGGCUCGGCGGCCUCCACCACGUCCACGCCGUCGUCCUACACCUCCCGCUUCCUCAACAAGUCCAAGAGCUCCGCCAACGUGGACGAGGACGAGUCCUCGCGCGCCAAGACCGCCGCCGUGCCCGACGAGUCCACCAGGUACCCCAGCGGCCGCUCACGCUACGCGGCCCUCAAGGAGCGGCGCUCCCGCCUCGCGCGCUCCCGCAGCUCGCACAACAUGGGCGGCGCGGACGACAUGGACGACGCCGAGGACCUGUCCGCCACGACCAGCCCGUCGGCCUACUUGGCGUCGCGCGGCUACGGCUCCAGCCAGUCCGGCUCGGAGCUGGCCCGCUCCCGCUCCACGCACGCGCUCAAGUCGCGGGACAACUCGCCCGAGCGCGGCGGCGAGCGCGACGGCACGGCGCUCAGCUCGUGGGCCAGGACUAGAGCCCGCUCCGUCCACGCCCUGAAGAGUAGGGAGGCCUCCCCCGAGCGCGACACUGCCGACAGGGCCGACCGGGCCGAACGGGACGCCCUGUCCCAGGCUAACAUCAGCGCCUACAGGUCCAGAGCACGCCAGGCGGCGCUCAAGUCCAGAGAGACUUCCCCCGAACGGGGCGCUGAGAAAGACGCCAAUAGUCCAGCGCUCAGUUCGUGGGCGAGGUACCUCAAGAACAAGUACGGCCCCCGCAAGGAGGGCAAGGACGGGGCGGCGUCAUCGGCGUCCUCGGCGGCGGGCAGCGCGGCGUCCUCGGCGGCGUCGCGGCGCCUGUCCCUCGGCCUGCCCCUCAGCAGGCACAACUCGGCCUCCAUCGACUCUUCUGACGACGACCAAAAAAACCCGGUCGGCUCCCCCACCUCCCCUACAGCAGCUACGGCGGCAGCAGCAGCCGGUUUCGCAGCGGGCGCUACCUCCCCUAGGAGUCAGUACCUGCAGAAGCGACGACAGCUGUUUCAAAUCGGGAGUCGGGGGAGCGAGCCCGGAGCCUUCACCUGGCCGCGCGGCAUAGCCGUCGGCCCGGACAACACCUUCGUCAUCGCGGACUCGUCCAACCACCGCGUUCAAGUCUUCGAUUCCAACGGCAUCUUCGUCAAGGAGUUUGGUAGCUACGGCAACGGAGAGGGCGAGUUUGACUGCCUCGCCGGUGUCGCAGUGAACCGCAUUGGUCAGUUCAUCAUAGCUGACCGCUACAACCACCGCAUCCAGGUGAUGGACCCGUCCGGCCGCUUCUUGCGAGCGUUCGGAUCUCAGGGGACCGCGGACGGCCGCUUCAACUACCCGUGGGGCAUCACCACCGACGCCCUGGGCUUCAUCUACGUCUGCGACAAGGAGAACCACCGCGUGCAGGUGUUCCAGUCGGACGGCACGUUCGUGGGCAAGUUCGGGUCGUCCGGCCGGGGCCCCGGCCAGCUGGAGCACCCCCACUACAUCGCCGUGUCGUCCACCAACCGGGUCAUCGUGUCCGACUCGAACAACCACCGCAUCCAGAUCUUCGACGUCAACGGCCGCGUGAUUACGUCAUUCGGCUCGGAAGGAUCUGAGGAGGGCCAGUUCAAGUUCCCCCGGGGCGUGGCCGUCGACGACCAGGGCUACAUCUUCGUCGGGGACUCUGGCAACAACCGCAUCCAGAUCUUCCACCCGGACGGCGCGUUCCUGCGCGCCUUCGGCUGCUGGGGCGCCGGCCCGGCCGAGUUCAAGGGCCUGGAGGGCGUGGCCGUGCUCAGCGACGGCAAGAUCCUCGUCUGCGACCGCGAGAACCACCGCGUGCAGGUCUUCUAGGCCUGCUUCUAGUCAUCGCGCAGCGGCAUCGUCCAAGCAUCACAACCACCGAAGGCGGAGGGGUCGGACAGCCGAGAAAAGAAACAGAAAGUCGAGGAUUCGAACCCGGGACAGAAGCGUAGAUGCAAAUCACGAGAAGUUUACUGGCCAGCUAAGACCUGAGUCUUAGCAGGUUACGUGAAAUCGAUUUGGACGGGGCAGUGCUGUUUGAGAUUUGAGAGAAUCUUGCGUUUUUGAUUGCGUAGUUUGGGGGAAUACUUUGUAUUUUGUUCAACCUGCGAAAAUUAAAGUUUGAUGUUUGUCUUUUGUACUACAGCAAAAUGCAUUAGGUUCCAGACAAAAAACCGUCAUUGCGCUCCCUGGCUUGUCCAUCGACACAGUCGUUGCCGUGCUCAUAUUGGCACGAGCCACAAAGCUGGAGCCGAACUCCUGCACAGCAGUUACUUGUUUUGGGAUUUAUGAAUGUGUAUUGCUUUGUGUGUCAGUAAUUCAAUAAACCUUAUGUGGAGACGAA